Molecule: messenger RNA, 1704 nt
Organism: Thlaspi arvense
Lineage: Eukaryota; Viridiplantae; Streptophyta; Magnoliopsida; Brassicales; Brassicaceae
Source: the annotation of a GenBank genome assembly
AUGCAGAUAGAGAUAGAGAUAGAAGACGAGGCUAUAGUUGAGAAGAAGAAUGAAGAUGCUGAUAAUGUGCAACCUGCUUCAAAGAAUAAGUCGAAGAAGAAGAAGAAGAAGAAAAACAAAGAGAGUCGCUCUAAUGUGGUUGCAAAGGCUGAAACCACUCUGGAUGAAACUUUGGAAGCACUUUCUCUCGAAGCUAACUCUAAGCAAGAGAAGGCUCAGGAAACUCAAGCACACUCCGAUUCCGCGAGAAAGGCUUCUUCUUUACGGUCUGUGUUGGAAAUAGAAACCAAGUAUCUGAAUCUUGAAAACGAGUUGAGGAGAAUGUAUGGCUCAAAGGUCGCCAGAUCACUCGAGAGCAGCAGUCAAGGUGGUGGUAGCUCGAGACAGGGACGAGGUGGGAGACGUGGAGUCCAUCACAUCGCGAAGACGGUUUUGAUAACUCCAAUGGAGAACUGGUCUCGCUGGGAUCGCUCUUUCUCAAUGGAGUUUCUAGAGACUAAAGAUGGAUACAACUACUUCAGAUAUACCCAUUCAUCCUCAUAUGAGCAGGCUCAGAGGGUAUUUCAGGCCGCACAAGAUAGUCACGAUCUAAAUGGCGUAGCAAGUGUACUUAUAAACCAUCCUUACCAUAUCGAUUCACUUAUAACUAUGGCGGACUACUUUAGGUUUUCCGGUGAGCAUCAAAUGGCUGCUGAUGCCAUCGGAAAGUGCUUGUACGGUUUGGAGCGCGCGUGGCACCCAAUGUUCACUCCGUUCCAGGGUAACUGCAGGCUGAAGUUUACUCACGAGACGAACAAGCCGUUCUUCAAGACGCUUUUCACUUACAUGAGUAACAUGGAUAGGCGUGGCUGUCAUAGAUCAGCCUUGGAGGUAUGCAAACUCUUGCUUUCUCUGGACACAGACAAUCCAGUUGGUGUGCUGUUCUGUGUGGACUAUUUCGCUUUGAGAGCGGAGGAGUAUGCGUGGUUGGAGCAGUUCUCGGAGGAGUACCAAAGCGAACACUCCUUAUGGCUCUUCCCGAAUUUCUCGUAUUCGCUUGCUAUAGCUCGUGUUUACCUCGAGAAAACGGAGUCUUCCUCUUCCUCUACUCAUGUAGAUACUUCAAAGUCGAGCUCUUUAGAUCUCAUGAUGCAAGCUUUGAAGCUUCAUCCGACAGUAGUCAAGAAACUAGUGGACAAGGUGCCUUUAAAAGAUCAGGCAUGGACGAAGAUACUCAAACAUUCCUACUUCCGAUCAGAUCAGUCGAAGAACCCGUCCUUGGAUCACCUUAUCAACAUAUAUGUGGAGAGGAGUUACCUUAUAUGGAGGCUUCCUGAUGUCCAGAAACUGCUUCGGAGUGCCGCUGAUAUAGUCAUCAAGUCGCUGGAAGAAAACGAAAGUGAAGCAGAGGACUUCUUUCGUGCAAGGGAAGAAGCAUUCCCUGCUAAGUAUAACGAGUACUCUCAUUUAUCAACACAUGAUUUCUCUGAUUCGAUGCCGACUCUCCCACCAGAUAAUCUGCAGAAUUUUGUGGCUGAUCCGAGAAUGGGAGGAGAUCAAGUGGCUGCAGUAGGCGGCGGUGGUCAGCACCAACACCAAGAACCACCACCACCGCCACUUGAUGUGGCAAAUCGGAAUCCAGUCGGUGUGUUUUUACAGACACUUCUUCCAUGGAAUAAUCUUGGAGAUGGAAAUGCUGAUCGCCGACCAGACAACAAUGGCUAA